AUAAUUCAUUUUCUAAUUUCAAUAGGUUCUAAUCAAUGGUUAUAUGUUAUGUUCUAGUAGUUCAAGAUGAGUUAUUUCCUUUACAUGUUUGAUUGAAAAAAAUUUGUAACUGAACAUUUUUAAUUAAUUUUAACACAACUAUAUUACUUAGUUAUUCUGCACUUAUAAAUCAUGUCCAAAUUAGCAAUCCCUUGGAUUCCAGCAACUUUCACAUUAUCACCUAUGAUUGGUGGUUUCAUUGGAGGAAUUUUCGUUCGUAAAAAUAUAAAAGGAUGGUACGAGACAUUGAAUCGACCAUCUUGGAGACCUCCAAACUAUGUGUUUGCUCCGAUUUGGACAACAUUAUAUUUAGGAAUGGGUUAUGCUUCUUAUUUGGUAUACCAUAAUGGAGGUGGAUUUUCAGGUACAGCGAAAAUUCCAUUGCUUUUAUAUGCAUCACAAUUAGUUUUAAAUUGGGCGUGGUCACCAUUAUUCUUUGAAUUUCAUCAAUUAAAAUGGAGUUUAAUUGAAAUUUGUGUUUUAUGGGUCAAUGUAGCUGGUUGCAUUACAGGAUUUUAUAGAAUAAACAAAAUAGCUGGUUAUAUUAUGAUUCCAUAUUUAGGAUGGUUAUCAUUAGCAACAUCAUUAACAUAUAGUAUUUACAAGAAUAAUCCCGAUAUUUCUGACAAAACAAUUAAAGAUAACAAAUAAAUUUUAUUGGUUGUUCCAGUUUGUUAUUCACAUCGAUUUUACAUUGAAUAAAAAUAUGUAAAUUAUUUUUA
Molecule: messenger RNA, 761 nt
Organism: Sipha flava (yellow sugarcane aphid)
Lineage: Eukaryota; Metazoa; Arthropoda; Insecta; Hemiptera; Aphididae
Product: translocator protein
Exons: 4
Coding region: 172-690 (172 amino acids)
Cellular component (GO): mitochondrial outer membrane
Source: RefSeq, a predicted model, not a curated record